This is a messenger RNA of Hemicordylus capensis (graceful crag lizard), 8203 nucleotides long. RefSeq names its product intermediate filament family orphan 2 (gene IFFO2). The transcript has 9 exons. The record is from RefSeq and is a predicted model, not a curated record. Lineage: Eukaryota; Metazoa; Chordata; Lepidosauria; Squamata; Cordylidae. The coding region runs from base 469 to 2082 and encodes 537 amino acids.
UCCCCGCCCCCGCCCCAACCCAGAGCCGCUCCGUGGCCGCCCUUGGAGUAGUUCCCCGGCGAGCACUGCAGAGGCGGCGUCGACGGCAGCGGCAGCGUCGCCCGGACGCACGCGCGAGCACCCCCCCUCCCGGGCCCGCUUGGCUUGGUUCCUCCUUCACCCCGCUCUGCACCUUCGGGCCGCCCCGAGGAGAUGGCCGUGUCGAACGUCCCGGCGUCCGGGUCCUGCGUCGGCGGCAACGGCGGCGGCCGUUAUUCCCCAACGGCCGCUCCCUAACGGCCGCCGCCUGCCCUCCCCCCCCCAGCGCUGAGGGAAGAGCUUGACCUCAGAAGGAAGGCGGCGGCGGCGGCGAGGAGAAGGAGCUGCCCUCCAGUAAACCAGACAGCAGACCCGCAUUCUUCUUCUCCUUCCUCCUCCUCCUCCUCCUCCCUCACCUCAGCCCUUUCCGGCGGCGGCGGCGGCGGCAGGAUGAUGCUGAACUCGGUGCUGUUCGGCGAGAUGGCGGCGCGGGCGUUCUCCGGCGGCUCCCCGGCGGCGGCGGCGGCGGCCCAGGCGGAGGGGGGCGGCGGCGGCGGCGGCGAGGGCUCUCCGGCGGCGCUGCGCAACGACCUGGGCUCCAACCUGCACCUGCUGAAGGGGCUCAACGUGCGCUUCCGCUGCUUCCUGGCCAAGGUGCACGAGCUGGAGCGGCGCAACCGGCUGCUGGAGAAGCAGCUGCAGGCGCAGCAGACGCUGAGCGAGCGCGAGCGCCGCCUCCGCUACAAGCGCUUCCCCCGCCACCAGGCCGUGCAGACCGACCCGCCGCCGCCCGCCAUGCCCGCCGCCCCCGCCGCCUCCACCAUGCCGCCGCCGCUGCCUCCUCCGCCGGCCCCGUCGCCCUCGCUGGGGGCCUUCCCGUCCUCUUCCCCGCCGGCCCCCCAGCUGCCCCACUCGCACUCGCACCCUCCGGCCUGCGCCUCCUCCUCCGCCGCCUCCUCGGCGCACAACUACAGCCGCCUGCCCGGCACCAUCUGGAGCUACCGGCAGGUGCGGCGGACGGGCGGCGGCGGCCUGGAGACCCUGCAGGGGCCCGGCGUCUCCUGGGUGCACCCGGACGGCGUCGGCGUCCAGAUCGACACCAUCACGCCGGAGAUCCGCGCCCUCUACAACGUCCUGGCCAAAGUCAAGCGCGAGCGCGACGACUACAAGAGGCGAUGGGAAGAGGAGUUGGCAAAGCGAAUGCAUCUUGAAUCGAUGGUAGAGACGCUCCAAGAGGAAGCACAAGAAGCUGAAGCGCUCCAGGAAGAGUUAAAUGAGAAAAUCGAGCGGCUGAAGGCAGAGCUGGUUGUCUUCAAGGGCCUGAUGAGUGAUCCUAUGACAGACCUGGACACAAAGAUCCAAGAGAAAGCCAUGAAGGUGGACAUGGACAUCUGCCGGCGAAUCGAUAUCACAGCCAAGCUGUGCGAUGUAGCACAGCAGCGCAACUCUGAGGAUGUUUCCAAGAUCUUCCAGGUGGCUUCCAAGAAGAAAGAGCGGAAGUUGGCUGUGGAGGACGACCCCUCUGAGCAGGAUCCGGACAACACUCGCUUCUCGGACGACGAAGUCAGCUGUUCUCUGAACAUCACGGAUGAAAUGAAGCGGAUGUUUAAUCAGCUGCGUGAGACCUUUGACUUUGAUGAUGACUGUGACAGCUUGACGUGGGAGGAGAACGAGGACACUCUGCUCCUCUGGGAGGACUUUACCAACUGCAACCCCUCUCUUGAGCUCCAGGGGGAGGAGGAAAACUUGGGCAACUUGAUCCAUGAAACCGAAUCGUUCUUCAAAACGAGAGACAAAGAAUACCAGGAAACGAUAGGACAGAUUGAGCUGGAGCUGGCUACGGCCAAGAGUGACAUGAACCGCCACCUCCACGAAUACAUGGAGAUGUGCAGCAUGAAGCGGGGCCUGGAUGUCCAGAUGGAGACCUGCCGGCGGCUCAUCAAAGGCUCUGCGGAAAGAAAUUCUCCGUCUCCCAGUUCGUUAGCCAGCAGCGACUCAGGAAACACGGACGAGAUCCAAGACGAAUUUGACAGAGAAGCAGACGUUGAGCCCAUGGUCAGCUGAUGAAGAACCAGGGCAUCCCGGCGAAAGGGGACAGAGAAGAAAAGCAACAGAAAACCUAGAAAAAGGAGAGAGAGAGAGAUCAGAAAGACAGAGAUUGCAAGCCCUGGUCCAGGAUCCCCAAGGACUGGGGUCGUUGUGUGCUUCCCCACCCCAUCCAAGGAUUGGUGCUGUCCAGACUUCUGCUGUUCUACAGAUGUGGAGCUCUGUAAGAAAACAGACGAUGACAUUCUCAUUGUGCCUUUGCCUCAAGCUGAGCCACUUGGUGCUCCACCUGCAUAUCCGAGUGCUUUAUAUAUGUAUUAAACGGACAAACCAACAACUUGGAGCGCAGAAAUGGGUUGCUGCAAAAGUCUGGAGUGGCGUGAACUGCUGACGGAGCAAACACCAGCCCACAGUUCACCCUUGCGUGGCACCCCCGGUCGGCUCACCAGGUCCGAAGGGCCGUGUCCGGGGAGCUCUUGGUGCCCCAGUGUGUUCUGGGGACCCAGCCGCCCCUUUUUCUGCCGGUUGUCCAGAGUCCCAAGAGAAGCGGGUCUCGGCUUGGUUGGCAAGGCAAGCAGGCAGAAGGACAGCGGGGUGGGCAUCUCCAGCGCUUUCACUACUAUGCAAAACAAAAAGCAGGAAGGGGGGGUGGGGAACCCCAGAAAAAGCAAAGCACUCGCCUUAUUUCUGUGGAAUGUUUGGUCACCGCUGGGCUUCUGUGUCUCUUGUUGGGAGGGGAGCUGAACACGCAUUCUGCACACGGGAGCUGUCUGUGGCGUGUUUGGGAGACGGCCCCUCCGGCCGCCGUGUCUGUUCAGCGAUCCUGCCGCUCCCCAGUGACCUCCUUUCCCCUUGUUUGUGUCUGUCCCUUUUUAAAAAAGGCCUUCCAUGCUUUCAGGCAACUUCUUCUUUUUCUACAAACGUUGCUGUUGAGGGAGGCCUGCGUUUCUGUGCUGCUCUCCUCAACGCAGAGCGCGGUUGCUGGGGUGGCAGGGUGCGCUUGCCCGCCAUCCUUGGAAUCGGUGUUCACUGACUGGUGGGGCGGGCAAGAUGUGGGGGGCGGGGGAGGCUGCCGCCCACCCCAAGCGCCAGCUGCUGGGGUGGCUCCUGAGGAGCACAGCUCUAGCUGUAGACUGGAAGCGUGGCCUUCUUGCGGCCCCAUGGCGCCUCCUCAGAUCGACUGGAUGUAAGUAUUAUGUAUAGGGUGAGGAACUGCUUAAAAAGAAUGUAAGAGUAUUACUAUGGUUCCUGGAACUAAGACCGGACAGCCAUGUGUGUGUUCGUUCUCUCUCAGUGAGUGAGGCUAGACUUGUUUGCCAAAUAGUCCUUAGGGCUGGUGGCAUGUGGUUCCCCUCUGUUAAUUUUUUUUCUGGUGCCUUAGCCAGAAGGGGGGAAAGAUAGCUAGGAGGGAAUAUUUUUGCUGGUUAAGUCUUGGAGGAGGAAUCGGACUACUAGUGGUUAAAGCUGCUGAGUUUUAAGUAUUCCCCCCCCCCCUUUUUUUUUGGAGGGGAGGGAUCAGGUAUUUCUCUGCCCUGCAAAAUGCUUCCUAAUGACUUGAAGCGAGUCUGAGGGGACUCGGACUCCUCUCAGGUGGCUCCGCAAACGGACCCUGACGGAGCCGCUGUGGAGCCGGAGGGCUCCUGAUUCGGUGCCUCUGGAGUGCUCUUGAGUCCAUCCCCCGGGGAAGCCCAAGAUUCUGCUUUGCGAGGGAGCAUCAGGAAACCUCCGCACGGCGCCUGAAAGCCACAGGCCCCCUCGGCAAGCCUGGCUUCUCUGUGCUACCUGCCCCUGCUACAGGGGAUGAUGUCUCUGGAAUCCGGAGGAGAGCGGUGGCAUCCCCGUCCACGCGAGAGAGGCCCCAGAAAACCGGCUCCUUGGCGUGUCUCUUGAUUUGCUGCUUGCCACACACUCCAUUUGCUGCUGCUGCUGCUCUCAGGUCAGGAGCUUUGUCCCGUAGCGUAGUGACCUUUUUGAAACGUGUUGUCAAGCACCCCCCCCCCCUUUUGGAAAGGGAAGCUGUCAUUCCAAAGUGCGUGCUCCUUGCAUCCCUUUUCUCGCCAAAGCCAUCUCUUUUUCUCUUUGCCAGUUAGGGGACUGGGGGACAGCCUUUGCAGGGAUUGGAACCCAGUACUCUCCCCCAGGCCCCGUUGGCGGCUCCCAAGCCAAUGCUGAACUGUCGCUGCUCGAGGCACUUCACCUCCAAAGGUGGGAGCCCACCUGCUCGGAUGGGCAGUGGCGUGUCUGUCCCACUUCGCCGCUGGUCAGCUCUCCUUGAAACGCUGGGAUUCGUUCGGUAGCAGAGAGGCUGAGCAGUUUUAAAGAGCCGUCCUAUUGUGUUGCUGCUAAACUUCUUCGUACUUUCUUUUUAGAUGUCGGGAGCAUGGUUUGGGGUGGUGGGGGGGGUGGCGGCAUGGGAUUGUUAGUGGCAGGCAUGUUAAGACGGAGAGUAUUAGGGUGGGGGGGAAGGUUCUGGUGGGGUUUUGUAAGUGGGGAGGCAGAGCUGACGGAAGGGUUCGUCUCAUAGCUGUAAUGGGAAGUAGGAGUUGCAUUUUUCGCACGUCUAGAGGGAAGUGAGGGUUGCUUGGGGAAGAAUCAGUAGAAGGGGGUGGGGUUGGUCCUAGUGGGGAGGCCGGUGGCCGGUGUCCCUUGUGUCACAUGCCGCCUGUCUCUCUCUUGCAUUUUGCCUUCUUCACGUUUCGGAGGUGAGGCUCUCCUUUGUCGAAGGGAGCCGGUUCGGGUUAGGCAGUGAGUCGAUCCGCCCCUCCCGAGCUGCUGGUAGCACCCGGGGCCGCUUUCAGCUGGUGCUGCUGACUUGGAAGACCGUGGUGACGCCGCUGGGUUUGCGUGGAGCCCUGGCGCGGUGGCCGGACUCCGCGCUUGUCAGGGAUCAACGUGGUGAAAAUGCUGCACCUGGUUUUGAUGCCCUCCGAGGCCCUCCUCCUGUAAAGCUGUAAAUGUUUUUGAUCCACACGGCAGUGUCAUAUUGACACUUUUAAAAAGAAGAUUUAAAAUGGGGUGGGUGGGAUCUUGUUCCUCACGGGUUUUUUUAAGGGUGUUUUGUUUUUAAAAGCCAAACAUUUGUUUGCUUAUUAGCAAGGUGGCGAUCCGUCCCAUCCUUCCUGGGUUUCUACAGAAAUGGACAUUUUCAAUGGACAGUCUUUGCAUCGGCGUUAUGGAUGGUGGGGGUGGGGGGUGGGUGGCUGGGUCCAGCGAGCCCUUCUGUGGAAUCCGUCCAAGGGUUUAAUAUAUUUUCAUUAAUGGCCCAACAAGAAACAAUAAGUUGCUGUGUUUUAAAGAUGUUAAGUUUGGCAGCUUGGAACAGAGUGCAGAGGCCAGAAAAACGUGCUUUCCGUCCUUUCCCUCACUCUGUGUGUUGUUGGGGUGGGGGGGGAGGCCGUUUCAAGUGGGAACUUGGCCAAGGUGCCCUCCUCCCACUAGAGGGCAAGCAUGCGGCAAAUCUCUCCUGGACCGCUCUCCAGAUGCAUGAUUCAGGAGGCCAAUGCUCCCAUCUCCCCCCCCCCACCCCGCCCCCAUUGUGUCAGUCGGAAGCUAAAACCGAGAUAAGAAUCUGGUAUUCAGUUUGGGAUUGUGUUGUGUCUGGGUUUAAAAAAUAUAUAUAUAUUUAAACAGGUCAAAAUGCAGUUUUUGCAGCAAAGGGAAAAGCUGGAGAGUUACUAGAACUGCAGCUCUCCCGUGCUUUUAAGCCAGCUCUGUUAGCUUGCAUGGAUAUUUCCGAGCUCAAGGAUUGUUAUAAAUGGAGGCAUGGUGUUUUGUUUUGUUUGUUUUGCCUGGGAGCAUUUGGCAAGAGAGUAUCUGCAGGAUGGAGGCCUGGGCGGGGGGCCUCGUUCUCCCAGGGCGCCCUUUUUUGAGUGGCACGGGGCAGCGGUGCCUGCCUGUCUGCCGAAUUGUGCUUAAAAUCCGUGCCCAGUCCCCCUCUCCCGAAGAGGCUGUUCUAAUAAGGCUCUGCUUUGAUGUCCCUUGCAGUGGCGCUGGGCUCGGAGAGCAAACUGGUGUGCUCACAAGUUGAAACGGUUCCCAGCAGCAGGAAGCUUCCCGGCAGGGUGAAUUGGCCCUGGUGGGUAGAAGAGUCUCCGACAAGGUCUUGUAGAAGCAGGGGGUCAUUUCUACCGCGGCAUGCAUUGCCCCCUUGGUUUCAACACAUGCCUGUCCAAACGUAGCUCGUGGGGGCCCUCCUUGCCAUUGGCUCCUCUCUCCAUGGGAGGCAGCACAUGCCGAAGACUCUGCAGGCAGAGCGUGUGGGUUUCAGAAAUGGGUGGGGAGAGGUUGCGCUUGGGCAUCGGGGCUCUUUCAACAGGCUCACUGGGUCGUUCCACCAGGCUGGGGGACCAAACAGGUGCAGGCAUUGGAACAGCUUCUUCUGGACUGAGAUGGGAUCACGUUGUUGCCAGAGUGGAAACCUGGCUCUUUCCCUGCCUCUGGAAAUCCUGCUGCCCCGUCCCGUCGGUGAUGGACGUGGUCAUGGUUUCCCUCCCGACGCAUUUCCAGGCCUGUUUUCCAGAUCCCUUGCCAAGGUGAACUGGAGGACUUCUGCCUGCCAAGCGCUGCACCCGGCGCCUUGCUGACUCUGACUCUUUUGCAAGAGAGACCAGGAAGCGAGGGCCGCUGUGUGCCCGUCUUGGCAGGAGACGGAAGGCAGGGCCAAUUUUAAGCAGCCUGCUUUAUCAAAAGAGCAAAAAAAGGUCUGGGCGUUUCUGCUUGGCUGGAAGGUUUCCGUCUCCUUUGACAGGCCUGUCUACUUGAAGAAGCCGGGAUUGCAGAGCUUGGGCAGGUGAGGCAAGGAGUGAGGAGAGAGAUGCAUGAGCUGUGUCCGGUUUCCCUCCUUUGCUGUGACCCUUGGAAAGGCUAGGAAACGGCCUGUCUCCCCUGGAGAGCAGCCAUGCAGGGACUCCUGCACCCAAGCUGGGCCUUCCUCUUUCCUUCUCCCAGUUCCCCGGCCCUGGGAAGCGUGGGCAGGCAGCUAGAAACGUUGGUGAGGUAGUAACGGUCAUGGCCGUAUCUGAAAAGGGAGGCCGUGCCACGCUCUUGGCACUGCGAGGACUGCUCAGUGUGGACUAGCCGUGCAUCUGGUGGUCCCCCGCGGAUACUCCCUGAAGUUUGGGAGGCUUUUUGCAAAUCACAGGCUGGGAGAUUCCAGCAAAGGGAGCAUGCAGGUCUCGCCAUGCCACUGAUCUAGAAUCUGCCUCGCUGCUUGCAAAGAUCAGCCAAGCGCUGCAGAGAAACUUGUGAUUAGAAAUCUGGGCAUAGGUGUUUUGAUAUGUGUGUGUGUGUGUGUUCCAAAUAAUCAGGCUUCAUUGGAAGAAACUGACACAGUCCUCGGAAUGCAGGCACGGGUGCCUUUCCAAGGAGGCUCCAUUUUCUUUCUUUUUUUGGCGAGGAGGGGAAUGGUGAUUGUUUUAGAUCAUCCUUCUCCCCACUCCCUCCUGACGGAAGUCACUUAAGGACUCCUUUUCCAAUUGCAAAACUGACAACUUAAGAAUGGGAAUGACCCUGUUUACUGUAUUGUACAUAUUGUGCUUUGUAUUCUGUAUAUUAGCAUAUUUUAAGGGGGUGGGGGGGAUAUAAUCGGAUUAAUGUAUUUGCGCUCUGAUUGAGAGAGAGAGGUCCAAGGGUGAACCAGUUCCUAAGCUUCCUCCAGAAGGGCCCUUUUCUUUUAUUUUUGCCUCCACUUUGGAUCGGAGUGGCUUUCCUCCCCACUUCCCCGCGGUCUCCUUAGCUGGACAGCAGUGUGUUGCGUGCAGGCCUUUCACUUCAGAGAAGGCACCCAGAAAUUGGACUCGGCACAAGCUGUGAGCCUCUGCACACACCAAACACAGCCCUGAUCCGGCUCCCCAGAACACUCCACGGAGUUCUCCCCGCUUCUGUUUGGCCGUCCUGUGCUAUUGGUACUGCUUCUAGGAGAGGAGCUCUGGCCUUUGGUUCACCCUUCAGCUCUCAGAUUCUAGCAAAAGACUCUGUGUUGGUUCUGUUCUGUUCUUUCCUCUUCCCACAUGUCCAACAGGCUUCUCUGUGAAACGGGGAUGCUCUGAAGCUUGUUGGUGGGGAAAACGGGUUAUGGUCAUUCUUUGUUUCAAAGGAAGAAACCCCUGACAAUAAAUGCCAAACUUCCUGGUUCCUGAAA